This is a messenger RNA of Phycodurus eques (leafy seadragon), 3383 nucleotides long. It is a transcript of the gene il23r, whose product is annotated as interleukin 23 receptor. Gene Ontology annotation, cellular component: signaling receptor complex; external side of plasma membrane. Gene Ontology annotation, molecular function: cytokine binding; cytokine receptor activity. Gene Ontology annotation, biological process: cytokine-mediated signaling pathway. Lineage: Eukaryota; Metazoa; Chordata; Actinopteri; Syngnathiformes; Syngnathidae. The record is from RefSeq and is a predicted model, not a curated record.
UAUCUGCUGCUGUUUGCUUCUUCUUAUCAGAUGGAUGCUUAAAAAAAAAAAAAAAGUAAAAAGCAAUCUCUUCACGGCAGGAAGUUGAACAUGUUCCACUGGUUUGUGACACUUUAGUGCUGAGCUGCGAUGACCCUUUGGGGUUGCUUCAUCACUCUUCUCCUCAACAUAAGUGGCGUGCUCUUCGGGAGCUGCCAGGUGUUUGACAGCAGCCAGGGCCACCUGAGCAUGGAACCGCCCUCGCCCUUUUUGCUGGGCUCAGACCUCGUGGUGUACUGCCACAUCACGGCCUGUGAAUGGCGUUCCAAGGUAUCUUUGCUGUUGGACAAUGAGUCCGUGGCUCUGUGGAAGAGGGACGAGUGCAGCCCGGCCGUGUUCAGGCUGACCAACGUCCAGCGGGCCAGCUCCAUCCUGCUCUGCAAGCUGCGCAAGGACGGACUGACUUACAUCGUCGGAGGGCUGGACCUGGAGGGGGGCCGUCCCCCGGAUAAGCCGGAGAACAUCACCUGCGCGACCACCUUGCGCGCCCACUGGGUGGAGUGCUGGUGGCGGCUUGGGCGCGACACCCACGUGCCCACUUCCUACAACGUGUCACUCAGCAGUGGGAACAGCACUUUGUACUGGACCUCGGAGGGGGACAAGCUGGUCUUACGUGGAGCCAUGCUGGAUGUGAACGAGCGGUACCAGCUGGUGGUCAGCGCUCACAACCGAUUUGGACGCUCGCAGUCGGAUCCCUUUUCGCUGGAGCACAAAGACAUACUCAUACCCGAAACCCCUCGCAUCACUCAUGUCGACUUCGGGAAGUCUUCCACGCUAGCGGCCGUGUUGCGGUGGGAGACCCCCGACGACUCGUCACAACUCACCGCUACCGUCAGACUCCAGCCAGACAACUCCUCCUCCUGGGAUGCAAGAGAGGCGACACGGCUCGGCCAAGAUGAGGUACGAGUGGACGGCCUGGAGCCCCUGGUAGACUACCACCUCCAGAUCAGGAUGUGUACGACGGGAGUCAGAAAAUGCAGCAAAUGGAGUCCAGCGGUGAUGAGGAGAAGUCCUGGAAAAGGACCGUCUCAGCCCCUGCAUGUGUGGCGGAUAUUGAGCAAUCACAAGACCAGCUCACCUCAGAAUGUCACUGUUUUGUGGAAGGCUCCUCAUCCAGAGUCGUACAGCGGCCAGGCGGAGGGCUACAAGUUGGUCCUGGGCCGGGGACCGACAGCAUGGGAAGUGACGUGCGCUGCGUCCCUGAGCCAGUUUUCCCUUCUGGUGCCGGCCGAUCUUCCGCCGCUUUGCGUCAGCGUGGUCACCUCGUACGGAAUGUCGCCGCAAGCCUGUGUGCCCCUCGCACUCUCAGGUGACCCCGGGCCUGCUGUCCGGCUAGCUGUUCCUGCAGCUAACGGCAGCGCUUUGCUGGUCUCCUGGGAGUGGACCAAACCUCGAGCACCAGGAAGUGAAGAGUUGCACUACGUGCUGGAUUGGAUCAGUGUACCUGUGGGGAAACGCGAGCUCGGCUGGAUAAAAGUGCCCGUAGAUCAAAACAACGCAAGCAUCACAGGCUUGUCAGUGGGAGUGAGGUACAACAUCUCUGUGUACUCCGUGAGCGGAAGAGGAGUCAGCAUGCUAUCUUCCAUCUUGGCCUACUCUGGACAGCUGAAACCAGCCGCCGGUCCAAGCGUGUCGGUGCUGGUCCACAGGGCCACGCGCCUCCUGGUCCAGUGGGAGGACCCCGCGGUGGAGCAGCAGAGGGGCUUCAUCACCAACUACACCAUCUAUCUGAGGACCCUCCACGUGCACAGCCAAGAAAUGCCAACGGUGGUCGGCGCGUGGGGUCGCAGGCAGGCGUGGCUGGAGUUUCCCGAGGGCGCCGUGGCCAUCCAGAUGUCUGCCUCCACCUCCGCCGGAGAGGGCCGGCGCGGGAACCUGAUCUCCUCUCAGCCCAAGGAGCCUGCAGCUGGACUGGUCGUGCUGGUGCUCCCCGUGAUUGCCGUGGUGGCCUUUACGGUCCUGGUGGCUUGCUGGAGCUGUAUAAAGAGAAGGAUCAAACAGAAAUGUGCGUCGUGGGGUCCUGACUGGUGGGUGAAGAAGCUCCCGAAACCAGGAAAUAGCCAAGCCAUCAAACUUCUGAAGCUGGACGCCUGGAGCGAGCCGUCCUUCCCGGACACUGACAGCGACCCGCCACUGUCCCCCAUCAGUUUUGUCUCCGGAGAAGACUCGCAACCACCCGUCCCCUCCAUGCAGCAUCCUACCAAGCCGAGGCCCGUUUUCCUGGUGGCUGUUGUCACGGAGACACCGGACCACGGCUACAAACCUCAGCUGACUGCGGUACCGCGAGUAGAACAGCCGGACCAGGACCAGCCGGACCAGGACCAGACAGACCUGACGGAGGAGAACAGGUUUGGACCCCGCAAAUUGCUGUCCAGCGUGGAAUUGGACUCAUCCACCUGGCUCAACACCCCGGAAUUAGACCCGGACAGAAGCAACUGGGGGGACCCCGAAGACCACCCCCCCGCGGUGGAUUUACAAAAAGGUCAAACUGUGGUGGAGGUCUCGCUGACUAGGGCCUACAUCCCACAAAUCUGCAAUCCCAGCAGCGGACAGGAAGCAGAAUAACCAACACAAAUGAUGUUCAUUCAUCCUGUUUGCAAAUUUAAUAGGAAACCUUACAAGAGGUAAGCACAACCCCCACAAGAGAAGCCAAUGGGCUCUCAUUUUGUCGACUGUGCAAUGUGCGCGGGCGUGCAAAUGGUGGCGUAUAUUGAUUUUCGUGCAAGCGCAAGGCUCGCUGGUGUGUUUGCCAAUUUGGCAGACCGGUCUGCUCCAAGACGGGCGUACCGACGCAAUGAAGGUGUGCUCUUCGACAUUGGCCCGGCGCAUGUGACAAUUUGGCGACUGAAAGUCAGUCUAAACAUCCCACGAACUGGCUAGCAAGCGGCUAUGGGAAUCGGGGGGUUGGAAACAAAUGAUCAUUUGAGGGAAUAUAGAUCAAUGAGGUCGGCGGACACGUUCAAGUCGCUGGCGGUUUUUUACCAGCUCAAUCUGUAUUUAAUAAGGGUACCUGCUAACGUUUAACGUUCAAGCCUGUAAGGCUGUAUUUUUAUUCUUGUAUAAAAUCCUACUCAAUUCUUGUAAGCACUAAAUACUUUGAAUUAUUUUAUAAUUUUUUUCUGCAGUAUUGUAAUAGAUUUUUACGAGGACAGACUCCAUUUUGUACCGUGAUUUAAACCUCCAGCAGCAUAACAAAAUGCCCAAUGAUUAUGGGACUGCCUUAAAGCACACGAGCAAAAACAACUAGCAUAGCAAUUAGAUCAUGUGUACAAGCAGCAGGGAGGGUUAGCGUAGCAUCUUUAUUUUGCAUGUGAUGUGAGCGAGUAAAAACACACCACAAUUCA